AUGGCGACGCUCAAAGAGCUGCUCACGCAGCAAGACGUUUUAAUCGGACAAAUCUCUCGUUCGGUGACAAAUUUGAAAAAACUUGGUGCGAGCAAUCUCACGGCCGCCAAGGUGAAACAUCGCCUCGGUACCUUGGAGAAACUGUGGGAGAAGGCGCAGCUCGUCAACAUCCAGCUCCUUCAAGGGGCCUCCAAGGAAGAAAAGGAGCAAUUAGGCUACUUCAAACAAGGUACAAUCCUCCUCGCCGAGGAGGAGUACCUCGACGCUUCCGACUACAUGGCCGAUCUCAUCGAGACGCUCUCCGAAAAACCCUCUACCCUAGGGCAUGCAGGUGAUACCAGCUCCGUGCAAACGACAGUUGCGAACAAUUCCGCGAUGAAACUCGGCCGCAUUGAUCUUCCAGAAUUUUCCGGUGACCGUUUAAAGUGGUCUCAUUUUCGCGAUAUGUUCGAGACUCUCGUGAUAAAUAAUUCGUCACUAAAUGGGGUCACGCGGUUGCAUUACUUGAUGUCCAAGCUUAAGGGCGAUGCCGCCGCUUUAUUGGGUAAUUUUAAAAUCACCGAAGAUAAUUUCGAGCCCGCAUAG
Messenger RNA from Nylanderia fulva, 585 nucleotides. RefSeq lists its product as uncharacterized. The record is from RefSeq and is a predicted model, not a curated record. Lineage: Eukaryota; Metazoa; Arthropoda; Insecta; Hymenoptera; Formicidae.